GGCUUCUUGUUGCCAGUAUAGGUCCUGCUCCUGUCCAUCCCAACAGCCCCAGAUACAAGUUCAACUUCAUAGCUGACGUGGUGGAAAAGAUGGCUCCUGCUGUGGUUCACAUAGAGCUCUUCCUCAGACAUCCUCUAUUUGGUCGUCAUGUCCCUCUGUCUAGUGGUUCUGGGUUCAUCAUAAGCCCCUCUGGACUCAUCGUAACCAACGCUCACGUGGUAACCGCUGCUGCCACGGUAACGGGCCGACCACAGCUCCGCGUGCAGCUCCAUGACGGGGGAGCGUAUGAGGCCACGGUCCGGGACGUCGACAGGAAGUCGGAUAUCGCCACCAUCAAAGUCAACCCUCGGAAGAAGCUUCCUGUUCUGUCUCUGGGCCGGUCAUCUGAUCUGAGACCAGGGGAGUUUGUGGUUGCCAUCGGCAGCCCCUUCGCACUCCAGAACACCGUUACCACGGGGAUUGUGAGCACGGCCCAGAGAGAUGGGAAGGAGCUGGGCAUCAGAGACUCAGACAUAGACUACAUUCAGACUGACGCUAUCAUCAACUAUGGUAACUCAGGAGGACCUCUGGUUAACUUGGAUGGGGAGGUGAUAGGCAUCAAUACUCUCAAGGUGACAGCAGGAAUCUCCUUCGCUAUUCCUUCAGACCGGAUCAGACGCUUUCUCACUGAGUCACAGCACAACAAACACAAUGCAGGUAACCACAGAAUGCUGAGUGGUCGUUACCGUAUUCCAGAACCCCAGUCAGAUGCAGUAACGACAGGAGAGAAGAAGAAGCGUCUGAUAGGCAUUAAGAUGCUCACUGUCACAGAUGGUCUGGUAGAGGAGAUGAAGAAGCAGAAUCCUGACUUCCCUGAUGUCUCCAGUGGAGUGUUGGUCCAUCAGGUUAUACCUGAGUCCCCCGCACACAGGGGCGGGAUUGAUGCCGGUGACGUGAUCCUCAAGCUGAACGGCCGCCCACUCAGGACCACCGACGAGCUGCGGGCGUUGCUAGGCGACGGGCCCCUCCUCCUGGAGGUUCGUCGCGGCGACGACAAACUGCUUUUCCACAUAGAGCCCCACGUCGUCAGGCAGUAAGGAGAAGAAGUCAUGGACCAGGGAAAUGUAGUUCCAUUUAGGUUUUUUUGCGGAGUUGGGGGGGGGUCAAUUCCAAUUAAAAGCUAGUCAAUUCAGUAAAUCAUUUUGAUUUAAACUUCAAUAUAUUGAACGUUUUUAAAUAAAUAGCUUUUACUUUUCAGUUUAUUGAGAAGUCAUUGAAAAUAGACAGGCUUUUUUUCCAAUUGGAAUUUAAAUUUGCGACAUGAAUUGACCUGCCUUCAGUUGGAAUUCAGGCCGACCCUGUUUUAAUGUUGUUAUGUGUUUUGACUGUGUUCUCUGUUGUGACUGGGUUGGACUCACUACAGAUGUACUGCCUGCUUCCCAAAGUGUGGGCACCAUAUUCCCUACCUGUAGUGCUUGUAACCAGGGAACUGGAGUCCAUCGGUUGCCUAUCAACCUCAUAGUUUAGCCUGGUUGCUAGGCGGUUGCUAGGCCAUUUCUGAUAUAUGUAUGUCCAAAUAUAUUCCUUAUGUAGUGCACUACUUUGGACCAGGACCCUACAUAGUGAACUAGUGCCCUAUUCCUUAUGUAGUGCACUACUUUGGACCAGGACCCUACAUAGUGAACUAGUGCCCUAUUCCUUAUGUAGUGCACUACUUUGGACCAGGACCCUACAUAGUGAACUAGAGCCCUAUUCCUUAUGUAGUGCACUACAUUGGACCAGGGCACUACAAAGUGAACUAGAGCCCUAUUCCUUAUGUAGUGCACUACAUUGGACCAGGACCCUACACAGCGAACUAGAGCCCUAUUCCUUAUGUAGUGCACUACUUUGGACCAGGACCCUACAUAGUGAACUAGAGUCCUAUUCCUUAUGUAGUGCACUACUUUGGACCAGGGCACUACAUAGUGAACUAGAGCCCUAUUUCUUAUGUAGUGCA
Messenger RNA from Salmo salar (Atlantic salmon), 1975 nucleotides. The record is from RefSeq and is a predicted model, not a curated record. NCBI's taxonomy places the organism in Eukaryota, Metazoa, Chordata, Actinopteri, Salmoniformes, Salmonidae.